AAGACCCAAAAUUAUAAUGCUCGGGAACAUUCUAAGACUUUCUCUUUACAUCACCAAAACUAAAGCAGAGAAUGAAUUCUAAAUGGAAAAUACUGUUAUUGGUUUCAUUUGCUUUAUCACUGACAUUGAUUAAACAUCAUUUCCGGGAUCAUGAAACAGAAGAACCUCGGCUAUCAGACUGGUUUACUCCUAAAAAACGUCCUGAUGUAAUAACAACAACUGACUGGCUCGCUCCAGUCAUAUGGGAAGAAACUUACAAUAGACAGGUCCUGGAAAAAUAUUAUAAAAGAAUGAACAUUACCAUAGGCUUGGUUGUAUGGUCUACUAGAAAGUUUACAGGACACUACCUGAAGCAGUUCAUCCAGUCUGCUAAUAAGCACUUUAUGAUUGGCUACAAUGUUAUUUUUUACAUCUUGAUGGAUGAUUUCUCCCUGCUACCUCCCAUAGAGUUAGGUCCCCUUCGAACAUUUAAAGUAUUGCCUAUAUUAAGAGAAAAGUUCUGGGAAGACUUGAAUGCCCUAUACAUGAAGAACUUAAAUGUGUACAUCAUAGAACACAUCCAGCAUGAAGUUGACUUUCUCUUCAGUAUGAGUAUAAACCAGAUCUUCAAGAGUAACUUUGGAGUGGAAACCCUGGGCAAAUCUGUAGUUCAACUUCAUGCAUGGUGGUAUUUUGAGAAUGUUAAAAAAUUCCCUUAUGAAAGAAGACCUAAAUCAGCAGCUUUCAUCCCUUUUGGAAAGGGAGAUUUCUAUUAUCAUAGUGCAAUUUUUGGUGGCACACCUUAUGAGGUUUUAAACUUCACUGCAGAAUAUCAAAAAGGAAUAAUUCAUGACAUUGAAAAUGAACUUAGUAGCACACAUGAACGUCACCUAAACAAGUAUUUUUUUGUCAAUAAGCCUACUAAGUUGUUAUCACCAGAAUACAAUUGGGAUCCAACUUUUAGAACUCCUCCACAAAUUAAACAUGUUAAGAUAGCAUGGCAGUCAACUGGGAUUUGAUUGUUAUAUCAUUAGAUUUAUGGGUUAAUAAGUGAGUCAUAAUAAUUACUUAAAAAUAAAACAUUAAAAUUUUUAGUGUUUUAGAAACUUACCAAAAUGUGUGAUCUUUCAAAAUAAUUUGUUUUCUCCUUAUAAUUUUAAAUCUACCUAUGCUGAAUAAAUGGAUAAUUAA
Molecule: messenger RNA, 1170 nt
Organism: Eptesicus fuscus (big brown bat)
Lineage: Eukaryota; Metazoa; Chordata; Mammalia; Chiroptera; Vespertilionidae
Product: glycosyltransferase 6 domain-containing protein 1-like
Exons: 5
Coding region: 72-998 (308 amino acids)
Biological process (GO): carbohydrate metabolic process
Cellular component (GO): vesicle; membrane; Golgi apparatus
Molecular function (GO): hexosyltransferase activity
Source: RefSeq, a predicted model, not a curated record